AUGAAUAAAAGUUAAUAUUAAACAAAUUUUGGUGUUGCAAUUACUAUCAUCAUCGGGUGCGUAUUAGGUGUUUAAAUAUUUUUAGUAGGCUAAGAGGUAAUUUACAAAACAAACCCUAAUUUUAUUUUUGUUGAGCAAUUUGUAGCCAGUCCAGCUAGAUUUAACAUAACAAGGAAAACAUUUAAUUUUGCAUUUGGUGCAUAAUUUCCUGGUAACUUCUCGCAGUUCCUUGAUGAGUCUAUUUACACAGUUUCUGCUGUGCAAGUUAGUAUGCAGAAGAAAUUUAAUUAAACUAGCGGUGAGUAUUACUAAGAUUGGAACAACCUUCCUAUAGAUGUCCAUCCUUGCUCAUCAAAAGAUUUUGAAGUAGAAGAGUCUAUUGAUUACUUUAAUACAUUAGUUGGUUUAGAAAAUAUGUAUUGUCUAGAUUAUGAUAGUUAAGAUUUACAUAUGGAAGGAAAUUUCGAUUAAGAUUAAUAUGGGCUAAUAUAAAUAUAUUUUAAGAAGUGCACUGGAAAAUCAAAUUGUAGAGAUCCUGAAGAGAUAAAUUAAAUUUUAACUAAUUCUUUUGUUUCCCACUACACAAACGACAUUAUAACAAAUCCUAAACAUUUUAAUCCUUAUUAAAUUAUAUCAAGAGAUAUGUACUGGAGUACUAAUCCAAUCUACUCAAAAGAUGCUUAUCUUUAUUAUAGAAACGUUUAUGUUGAAACUGAUAAUGGGAUAGUUUUUGAAGAUAUCAGCACUUAAAGAAAACCUUCGCUCAGCUACACUGAAGAACAGAUUAUAUUUGGAGAGACUGAAUAUUUUUUUUAGAUGAAGCUGAGAUUUGAAAAGGCAAAAGAGUCUAAAUAUCAUAGAAAUUAUAAAAAAUUAGAUAGUAUUCUGGCUGAAAUAGGUGGUAUCGCUAAAGCAUUAGUAAUUAUUGGUUUCGUUAUUUGUGUUCCUAUUAAUUAACUUUAACUCUAUGGCAAACUUUCUAACACUUUAUUUAAAUAUUCAAAUUUUCAAAACAUAAUAAUACAAUAAACUGAUAAUGCUAUACCAAAAAGUGCAGUGAAAACCUUUGUUGAAAUAAUAGAAGCUCAAAAGGAACAGAAUAAUAAAUAUAUUAAUUAAUAAAAUUUAGAUAAUACUUAAGUUUAUUUUGAAAAUUAAUUUUUAGAUAAGCAAUAGCAGAUAACUAAAGAAUCUUAAGUAUUUGCAUCUUAGCAAUAAUUUUAAGUCUUUAAAAACUAGAUUUCUUCCCAGUAAUAUGUAAGGGGAUAAUCAUUCGAAAAAAAUUUUUAAAAUGAGCAAAUUUAAAGGUAAACCAGUAAAAUUAGAAAAAAAUAAAAUACAGAGCCAAUAGAAUUCAACAAAAAUUAAAGUAAUAAAAUUAUCAAAAGUAAAACAUAAACUUAAACUAAUAUUUAUCAAAACCGGGCUAAAAACUAUUUUAAUAUUUUUGAUAUUAUUAAAAUAACUAAAAAUAUGAAAUAAAAAUAACCUUAGUAACGUGAACAGAUACCUCAAGCAGAGAAAUAAAAUAAGAUACAAAAUAUUGGAUAAUAAUUAAACUAAUAAAAUAUUUAAUAAAAUGAAUAAAAAUAAUAAUAAAUCUUAACUAAUAAUUAGGAAUUAUUUAAUUAAAGUGAUAAUUAAAACAAAUAAUAUGAAAAUUUAAAUUUAGGUUGGUCUGAUUAUAUCAAAUAUUAUCUUUGGCCAUUCGGAAGCUAUGCCAAAAAGAAGAAAUAAAUUGACUACUCAGUAGAAAAGAUUUACUAACAUUUUGAUAUAAUCUAUAUCAUUAAAAAGUUACUAGAGUUCGAAAAAGUUAAAUAAAUUUUACUUAAUGAAGAUUAGAGAAAGCUAAUAUAGUUCUUCCCAAAACCAUUAAUUAAUGUAGAUGAAAUAGAACAAUAUAAAAUAGAAGAAAAAGAGCUUAUUAAAUCAUAAAAAAAUAUACAGAAAUACGAGUAAAAAAAAUAAACAGUCAACAUACUUAACAAUUAACAAAUAAAUGAAAAGUAAAGAGCAAAAGAAGCUUAUCAAGCUUUGUAAAAUAUCAUAAAAAAAGAGAAACUAAGUGAAAUAGAUAAAAAAAUAUUAGAAAUGCUAGACGAUUCGAUAUUGGAAAAUAUCCACAAUAAUGCUGAAUACCUUCAAUAAUAAUACUAAUAAUAACAAAUAAAUUUUUAAGACAUAAACUCAUGUAUAAUUAAUGAUUAAAGGUAAUUCUAUUAAGAACACGUUUAAAGUUUCAACAACUAUCUAAGUAAAGAUAGUAAAGAUAUUUAAUAUCCAAAAAUAUAAAAUGUAUAGAAUGAUAUUGAAGAGAUCUAAAGUAAUUCUCUACGUAGUUCAUUCAAUUAAUAAAUGAUAAAUGAAUUAGAGCCAUAAUAAAUAACUUAUAUACAAAACAUAAAAUUAUAAAAUUUUAAAUAAACUUAAUUUAAUUCAACUAAAAAGAUUUGA
Messenger RNA from Tetrahymena thermophila SB210, 2457 nucleotides. RefSeq names its product transmembrane protein, putative. The record is from RefSeq and is a predicted model, not a curated record. The transcript has 2 exons. Gene Ontology annotation, cellular component: nucleus. Gene Ontology annotation, biological process: reciprocal meiotic recombination. Gene Ontology annotation, molecular function: double-stranded DNA binding. NCBI's taxonomy places the organism in Eukaryota, Ciliophora, Oligohymenophorea, Hymenostomatida, Tetrahymenidae.